This is a messenger RNA of Onychostoma macrolepis, 1296 nucleotides long. It is a transcript of the gene hhla2b.2, whose product is annotated as HERV-H LTR-associating 2b, tandem duplicate 2. The transcript is spliced from 5 exons. Gene Ontology annotation, biological process: immune response; cell surface receptor signaling pathway; negative regulation of T cell proliferation. The record is from RefSeq and is a predicted model, not a curated record. Lineage: Eukaryota; Metazoa; Chordata; Actinopteri; Cypriniformes; Cyprinidae. Gene Ontology annotation, cellular component: external side of plasma membrane. Bases 146 to 1066 code for a protein of 306 amino acids.
ACGUAAGACCAAUGUAGACUUAGUUGUGCAGCCUUUAAUCCCCAGAGUGUGUAUUGCAAUGCGGAGAAGCAGAAUAGCAAUAAAAAGUAUUCAAAACAGAAAAUAGUUGGUCGACAGACUACAUACAUUCAAAUCAUUAGUGACUAUGAAGCUGUUUUUCUUGCUGUGGAUUCUGCCUGUAACUUUAGGAGACAGUCAUGUCACCUGUAUCUAUUCUGAGGAAUGUAUGUUACCUUGCACAUCCACAUACUUUGAUAUCAUCCACUGGUAUUUGGAUAAAAAAGCGGUGCAUUCAUUUUUCCUCAAUAAAGACCAGCUGGACUAUCAGCACGAGGACUACAAGGGGAGAACAUCCCUGUUGUCAGAAUCUGAAAUUAAAAAUGGAAAUAUAUCCCUCUUGAUAAGAAACAUCAGGGUUCAAGAUGAAGGCAGAUACAGGUGCUACACUGCUGAUGAUAAAACAAAUGAUGAGAAGUAUGUGUUUGUGUCUGUGGAAGCUCCAGUUAAAUCAGUGGAUAUCACAUUAAAAGAUGAUACAGUCAUCUGCACCAGCAGUGGAGUUUAUCCAGAACCAGAAGUCUUGUGGUCCUCAGACCCUCCAGCGAUGGAGCCACUGAACACUGUCAGCCGAACAGAAGAUCAUCUGUUUACAGUCACAAGUCAACUUAAAGUGGAUGUCAUCACAGAUACCUACACAUAUAUCUGCUCCAUAACUACUAAAGAUACACGAUAUACAGCUAGUCUGAAACAACAAGCUGCUUCAGAACUCUCUGAGAAUGAGUUCACUUUCGAAUGUCCAGUCACUAAGGACUUCAACUACACUCUCACCUUGAGUUUUUCCAGCACCGUCCUGAAAUAUGACAGUAAAACUUCUAUGGAAGAAAUAUCUGAGCAGUGGAGAGACAAGGUUACCUUUCAUCCAGAAAAUGGAACCAUUAAACUCUCUCAUCUUAAUCAAGAGCAACUGGGAACAUACACAUGUGAAAGCACUACAGCCCAGUACAGAUACAUUACACACACCAAACUCCCGUCAAGAGGUGUAGGAACUGAAGUCAUAAAUAUCUGAUGCUGCUCCACCAACAGACCAUAUAAAAUACCAAAAAUAUGUUUAAAACAUUAGCUAGAAUUAUGAACACACAAUAUUGACAGAUGGAUCUGCAGAGAAUCAUAUUUCUGUAAGUCAUCAAGAAAUUAUGAUACUAUAAUAUAAGAAAUAUGAGGUAAUUGUGUGGAUACAUAUUUCUUCAAAUGUGUGUAAAGUACUGUGACCAAAAAUAAAUGGGAGUAAACGUGACU